AAAGGCUCGAGCAUGAUCUGCGCUGAGGAUGAAACAGAAGAAAAUCGAUAACAUUUCCUGUCAAUAUUUGACAUAAACGGGACCCGUUUAAAGUCGGUUUCAUGCCCUUUUUGGAUUAUGGCUUCAAUUAACAAAAGUCCUGCGGUGAUAUACUUGUUUUUUGUCCUGCUGGAUUUUUAUUCGGAAACGGUGUCCGGGCAGCUCUCGUACUCGAUAUCAGAAGAGGUGAAUCGAGGGACUUCUGUAGGAAACAUAGCCAAGGAUCUAAACCUAGAUGUCCAUGAGCUGGAGCCUCGCAUGUUUCAGAUCGUUAGCGGAUCAAAGAGAAAAUAUUUCGAGGUAAAUCUAAAGACGGGCGUUCUCUUUGUCAGUGAUAGGAUAGACAGAGAGGAGCUCUGUGGAAAGGCCACGAAAUGCACACAGAGCGUGGAGGCUGUGAUAAAUGCCCCACUCAAGCUAUAUCGCUUAGAAAUAAAUAUUCUAGAUGUUAAUGAUAAUUAUCCAGCUUUCAGUACUGACUCGCAAAGUAUUGAAAUAGCAGAAAUCACAUUACCCGGGACUAAAUUUCUUGUAUUGUCAGCCUUUGAUGCCGAUGUGGGGAAAAAUGGCAUCAGUAUGUACAAGUUAAGUGCAAAUGAACACUUUUCAUUAGCAGUGAAUAAAGGAGAGAGCGUAUCUGCUGAACUAGUCCUCCAGAAACCUUUAGACCGAGAAAAACAACCAGUAAUAAGACUCACGCUGACUGCUGUAGACGGCGGAACACCACCGAAAUCCGGAACCUCACAGUUAAUAAUCAAUAUCUUAGACAAUAAUGAUAACGUCCCAAUAUUUACCAAACCACUGUAUAAAACAAGUGUCACUGAAAACACGCCGCCAGGCACAUCAGUGAUAACUGUGACGGCGACGGACAGUGAUGAAGGGCCAAACGGGGAAAUUUCAUAUUCACUAAGCAGCAAGGACCAAGACCAUGUUCUCAAUAUAUUUCAAAUUGAUGAGUACACGGGAUUAUUGACAGUCAAGGGGAAGAUUGACUUUGAAGAGCACCCGGCUUUUGAAAUCCGCGUGCAAGCUUCUGAUAAAGGCUCUCCUCAAAUGACAGCACAGUGCAAAGUAUUAAUAGAAGUAGUGGAUUUAAAUGACAAUAGCCCUGAAAUAUCUGUAACCACCCUCAGUAACACUGUAAAAGAGGAUGCAAAAAUAGGUACUGCUAUUGCACUUGUGUCAGUUGUGGACAGAGAUGGGGGUAAAAACGGAAUAGUCCACUGUGAUAUUAAAAGUGAAAGCCCCUUUAAGUUACAAACGAAUUAUAAAAAUUACUACUCCUUGGUAGUAGAUGGUCAGCUAGACAGAGAGAGUCAUUCUCAAUAUAAUAUCACUAUCACAGCUAAAGACGAUGGAAUCCCAGCUCUCACAAGUACGAAGGAUUUUAAUGUUUAUGUUUCAGAUGUCAAUGACAACCCCCCUAAGUUUUCAGACACUGUGUUCAAUGUAUAUUUAAAAGAAAACAGUCCACUGGGAGCUACUCUGCAACGAGUAUCUGCACUGGAUGUAGAUAUUGAUCAAAAUGGACAGGUAAGCUAUUCCAUUGUUGAGAGUAAAAGUAACUCCUUGCCAAUCUCGACAAUGGUAAAUGUAAACUCUAAGACUGGAGAUAUAAUCAGUCUGCAGUCUUUUAACUAUGAGGAGUUAAAAACUUUCCAGUUUGAAGUUCAGGCCACAGACUCUGGUGUUCCU
Molecule: messenger RNA, 1734 nt
Organism: Pundamilia nyererei
Lineage: Eukaryota; Metazoa; Chordata; Actinopteri; Cichliformes; Cichlidae
Product: protocadherin alpha-3-like
Exons: 1
Biological process (GO): homophilic cell-cell adhesion
Cellular component (GO): plasma membrane
Molecular function (GO): calcium ion binding
Source: RefSeq, a predicted model, not a curated record